AUGCCAAGAAAUCAAAAUACUGAGCGAUUUGUUGUUGUUCGAGCAGAUAUUGAUGGAAAUAUAUUAGAUUAUGAUAUUGUUGAACAACCUAUUAUUUCAUAUCCUGCGCAACGAACUGCACAGCUUUAUCGAUCCAAAUCAAUUGAACCAACAUCAAGAGUUAAUCGAACACAAAAUAAUAAUUAUGGAGAAGGAAAAAAUAAACAUAUUUCUGUUAAUAAUGAAUCAUUGAAAACAGCAUAUUCGGAUCCAAGUACAAGAACACCACCAAUACGACGUCGAGUUCGUUAUGUUCCUCCAACGCCGACUGUUAAAAUUUUUCAACAAAAAGUUAAUUGGCAUGCAGAACCAAAGAUUAGGUCACAUAAUGAUGAAGCGAUAAGACAAAUUCGGCGUGCACCUAAAAGGAAAAUAUUUGCUCAAAAAUUAUCUUGGAAUACUGAAUCAAAACUUAAUACACAUAAUGAAGAAGCCAUAGAAACAAUUCGUCAUAGAACAAGAUCUCAAAUAUUUGAAGAAAAACCAAAUUGGAAUGUUGAAACAAAAAUUGAUUCACAUAAUGAACAAGUCGUAGAAUCUCUUCGCCAAGCACCAAAACCACGAAUUUAUGAUGAAAAAAUUAAUUGGAAAGCAAAUACAAAACUCGAUACUCAUAAUGAACAAAUUGUUCAAUAUCUUAAAAGUGCACCAAAAUCAACUAUUUAUGAUGAAAAACUUACAUGGCCAUCAAGUACACGAAUUGAUCAUCAUAAUGAAGAAUAUGUUCAAAAUUUAGAACGCGAACGAACAAUACGAGAGCAAACAGCAAAGCUGCGUGUUCAAAGUCUUUCACACGAACACACAGUAAAAGCAGAUAAACCUCGUAUUGAUCAUUAUAAUUCCGACUAUGUAGAACAUAAGAAAAGAAGAAAAUCAGCAAGACUUCCUCCAAUUGAAGAUCGCAAGCUUGAAUGGAAAAAAGAAUCUCGUAUUAGUCAGAGAAAUGAUGAUUAUAUUGGUAGUAUUCAACAAAAACGAUCAGUACCUCUUAUUUUUCGAGAAAAAGUUCAAUGGAAGACAAAAUCGCCACGCAUUAAUGCUCAUAAUGAAGAAUAUCUUGAUAAUUUAAAAGAUCAAAAAAGGCCAAGAAUUGUUAAUCAAUUACCUCCAUGGAGUUCACAAUCAAAAAUUGAUUCAUAUAACGAUAGUUAUGAUCAAAAUUCUAAUUCACGUCUUAAGCCAGUGGUAAAUAUGUUAACGAAAUAA
Messenger RNA from Rotaria sp. Silwood2, 1245 nucleotides. The record is from the annotation of a GenBank genome assembly. Lineage: Eukaryota; Metazoa; Rotifera; Eurotatoria; Philodinida; Philodinidae.